AUGUACGUGAGUUAUCUUUUGGAGAAGGAACCCAGCAUGUACCCAAAUCCAGUGCGACAUCCCAGCCUCAACUUGAACCAUCAGAACUUUGUCCCUGCACCUCCGCAGUAUUCGGAUUUCAGCGGAUACCACCACGUUGCUGGGAUUAACAAUGACCCUCACCACAGCCAGACGGGGGCCUGGAACCCCGCUUACCCGCCGAGCCGGGAAGAGUGGUCACCCUAUGGGCCGGGGACAGGACCGUCCACAUCUAAUCCGGGGCCAAUAGGGUAUAGUCCCCCAGAGUUCUCUCCAGUCCCACAAUCCGGUCUUCUCCCGUCUAUCAACUCAUCUGUUGGGCAGCUGUCUCCCAAUUCUCAGCGCAGAAACCCUUAUGAUUGGAUGAGGCGGAGCGUACCACCGGCAAAUUCAGGUGGUAAGACAAGAACGAAAGACAAGUACCGGGUGGUGUACACAGAUCACCAGCGGUUGGAGCUGGAGAAAGAGUUCCACUAUAGCCGCUACAUCACCAUCAGGAGGAAAGCAGAGCUGGCCACGUCUCUCAGCCUCUCAGAACGACAGGUAAAAAUCUGGUUUCAGAAUCGGCGUGCCAAAGAGAGGAAAGUGAACAAGAAGAAGAUGCAGCAGCCUCAGCCUGCGUCCACAACAACACCUACUCCCCCAGGCUCUGGCAUGCCUGGCAACGUUGCCAUGGUGACCAGCAGCAGUGGCGGCUUAGUGUCUCCGUCUAUACCAAUGACUAUCAAAGAAGAAUACUGA
This is a messenger RNA of Salvelinus namaycush (lake trout), 759 nucleotides long. RefSeq names its product homeobox protein CDX-1-like. The transcript has 3 exons. Bases 1 to 759 code for a protein of 252 amino acids. Gene Ontology annotation, cellular component: nucleus. Gene Ontology annotation, molecular function: DNA-binding transcription factor activity, RNA polymerase II-specific; RNA polymerase II transcription regulatory region sequence-specific DNA binding. Gene Ontology annotation, biological process: cell differentiation; animal organ morphogenesis; regulation of transcription by RNA polymerase II. Lineage: Eukaryota; Metazoa; Chordata; Actinopteri; Salmoniformes; Salmonidae. The record is from RefSeq and is a predicted model, not a curated record.